This is a messenger RNA of Tetranychus urticae (two-spotted spider mite), 1772 nucleotides long. RefSeq names its product Endoplasmic reticulum protein 44 (gene ERp44). Gene Ontology annotation, biological process: protein folding. Gene Ontology annotation, cellular component: endoplasmic reticulum membrane; endoplasmic reticulum-Golgi intermediate compartment. Gene Ontology annotation, molecular function: protein disulfide isomerase activity. The record is from RefSeq and is a predicted model, not a curated record. Lineage: Eukaryota; Metazoa; Arthropoda; Arachnida; Trombidiformes; Tetranychidae.
CCCUUUAGAAGCAGAGUUGUGCAAAAGCUAUUUCCACUAUUUUGCUAUUCCACGGGAAACUAGCCCCAUUAACAAUGUAUGGCAGGUUACUUUAACUUGUGUUUUGAUAAAUUUAGAAAGUUUACUUGAUUUAUAAAUCAAAUCCAUUUCGUUCUGUGAUCGAAUCAGUUUCACUGAUCUACUAAAGAUCAGAAAUCAUCCAUCUGUUAAUCCGGCCAGCUCUACGAUUACACAUCUUUACACAUCUUAUCUUUACUCCUUUUUUGUAAAUCUUCUGAUUUUCUCUUUCUCUCUUUCUUUCUCUUCCUCCGCUCUCUAGCAUAAUUUAUUGUUUUUUCUACGUAAACAUUAUCAAUCUUCCGUGAAUAAUUGAAUUUUCAUUGGUUACUCAAUUAAUCAGCUGUAACAUGGUCAAAUUUGAAACCUACCUGUCAACAUCGUUAAUUCUAUCUCUCUUCUCCUUUAAAAGUAUAUGCUCAGCUGAGGUCUUCCAGUUAAAUUCACAAAAUUUUGACCAAAUCACAUCUCAAUAUGAAUUAGUAUUUGUAAAUUUUUAUGCCGAUUGGUGCAGGUUCAGUCAAAUUCUAUCUCCUGUCUUCGAAGAGGCAUAUUCAACAAUAUUGAAAGAAUUUCCAGAGCCAAAUCGUGUUCUUUUUGGAAAAGUUGAUUGUGAAAAUCAAGGUUCACUUGCGGCUAAAUUUCAUAUCAGCAAAUAUCCUACUUUGAAAGUUUUUAUCAAUAAUAAAGUUGGUAAAAGGGAAUACCGAGGCCAAAGGAGUGUCGAGGCAAUAACAAACCAUAUACGUGAUCUGUUAAAGGAUCCUGUUAAACCAAUAAGCACACAUGAAGAUCACAAUAAUAUUGAGGAGAAGAAAGGUGCCAUAAUUGGUUACUUCAAUGUUCCUCCAGCUACUACCAACGAGUAUGUUACGUUCCGUAAGGUAGCAACUGAUUUGAAGGGCGACUGUAAUUUUUAUUGGGUGACUGGGGAACCAUCAAUCUCUCAUCUACAAGCUGGAAAGCAAAAUUUUAUCAUUUUUAAACCUUCUCGUGUUCGUCCAGGAGAACAGGAUAUUAUAUACCCUGGUACUCUACAAAGUUAUGAUGAAUUCAGCACUUGGUCAACUGAUAAGUGUAUUCCAUUGGUACGAGAAAUAACCUUUGAGAAUGCUGAAGAAUUAACAGAAGAAGGAUUGCCUUUCUUAAUUCUAUUCCAUGCUCCCGAAGAUCGACAAUCUGUUGAUACAUACACCAACAUAGUACAUAGAGAACUGUAUAGUGAAUCAUCCAAUAUCAACUUCCUUACAGCAGAUGGACAUAAAUUUGCCCAUCCGUUGCAUCAUCUUGGAAAGACUCUCAAAGAUUUACCUUUAAUUGCAAUUGAUAGUUUUAGGCAUAUGUACCUUUUUCCUAAUUUCAAUGAUAUCAACAUCUCUGGAAAACUGAAACAAUUUAUUCAAGAUCUGCAUAGUGGAAAACUUCAUAGAGAGUUUCAUUUUGGACCCGACCCAGCCAAUGAUGAUAAAGACAACUCCAACGAUAAUCAAAUUAUAACAUCUCCUCCUGAGUCAACAUUCAAAAAAUUAGCACCAUCUAGAAAUCGAUACACCUUGCUAGUUAAAGAUGAAUUGUGAUCUUGUUGUCAAAUCAACAUUUCAAGUGCUAUUUUUAUUAAAUUUCAAGCAUGUUGUAUCAUGUCAUCAUCGUCACCCAUAUGAUCUAUUAACAAAUAUUGUUUAAUUUAAUAAAUGAAAAAUUCACAUUUGCGAAUA